AUGGCUGCAGGGAUUGGACUUCUCUCCAUGACCCAGAUCCCAAAUUUGUCACAAUCCCAACAACACCAUCAAAAUCAAAAUCAAAAUCAACCUCAACCUCAACAAAACCCUAAAUCCACCGGUUCAUCAUCGAAUUGGAUGUGGAAUCCUAGGGAUGAACAAAAAGAAGAAGACGAAUCAUGGGAAGUCAGAGCCUUUGCAGAAGACACUAGAAACAUGAUGGGAACCACUUGGCCUCCGAGGUCCUACACUUGCACCUUCUGUAGAAGGGAGUUCCGGUCAGCACAAGCUCUCGGUGGCCACAUGAACGUGCACCGCCGUGACCGUGCACGCCUCCACCAACCACAGUACCCUGCUGCUUCACCCAACACAACAACAACAACAACAACAACCACUUCCUCUAAUUACUCUCACUUCCCACCUCAUCAGGAGCUUGUUGCUAAUGGUGGAUUGUGCCUCUUCUACCAUUUGCCAAGCCCUAAUACUCAUAGUCACAGUGCUACACUGAAUGCAUGUGGUGAAUCACCCUCCACUCUUCUCUCUGUCUCUUCCUACCCACAAAACAACAUUAUUAUGAUGAUGCCAACUUGUUCACCUUCUUUUGAUAUGGCUAGAGCAGCUUCUUCAGCUGCAGGGAUCAAUGGUUUUUCUUCUUACUCUAGCAAAGGGGAUGAACCUACGAACUCUUCCACCAACCGUGGCCAACACCAUGAGGAACUUGAUCUAGAGCUCCGCUUGGGGCAUAGAUCAACACCAACUUGA
Messenger RNA from Gastrolobium bilobum, 762 nucleotides. Its product is annotated as probable transcriptional regulator RABBIT EARS. The record is from RefSeq and is a predicted model, not a curated record. Lineage: Eukaryota; Viridiplantae; Streptophyta; Magnoliopsida; Fabales; Fabaceae. The coding region runs from base 1 to 762 and encodes 253 amino acids. The transcript has a single exon.